Messenger RNA from Dentiscutata erythropus, 148 nucleotides. The record is from the annotation of a GenBank genome assembly. Lineage: Eukaryota; Fungi; Glomeromycota; Glomeromycetes; Diversisporales; Gigasporaceae.
UUAACACAAAUGGAAUGAUUCGAGGAGUACUAUGUAAUGGAGAUAAGCAUUAUGUUCCUGAUUUUCCACUCUUAAUUCUAAUUAAUAAUAAUGAUCUUUAUGUUAACGAAUUGAGGACAUUCUCAAGUGCCUCAAUUAAUAGAUCAAA